AUGAUUUCAAGGCUGAUUUCAGUUGUUCUUCUUAUUUCUUUGAGCUGUUAUUCUUUGGUGAAUGGCUGUCCACAGGGAUCGAUCGAUUAUGGCGAUCGACAGGAGUGCAUCUAUCCAGUUGAUUCGAGAGCAAACUAUACACUGGUCAGACAAAUUUGCCAGAACUUCAACGGCAGACCCAUUCAAAUUCGCGACGUUUUCGAGAAUGUCAUGGCAGGGACUGAAGCUGCAAAUGAAAUGGGAAUCGGUAGUGAGUCGUUCAUCGGAGUGAUCAACACACCAUCCAACAUUUGGGUCUACGAUGAUGGAACACCGUUGCAAUUUCAAAACUGGAUGCCAGGUCAUCCUCUCUCCAAUUCGACCUGUGUUGUGCAAAGUGCGUCCACCUAUCAAUGGAUCUCUGUGGGCUGUCAGGAGAACUAUUCGUUUAUCUGUUCGAUUCCUGAUCAAGAGAAUGCAACCACCACAACGACCACCACUACAGCUACAACCACAACGACGACAACGACUACGACGACUACCACAACAACCACCACAACAACAUGGAAUCCUUGUCCCGCAUCGGAUGGCUGGAUCCAACACAAUGGAUACUGCUACUAUUUCUAUAAUGCCCAAGUCCAAACGACAAAGCCAUUGUUCAACCAAUCCACAGCACAAAACGCCUGUCUAUCAAGAAACGCGCAGCUCGCCUCGAUCCACAGUGACGCCGAGUUUCAAUUCCUGAAACGCCAAAUCGCCACCUCUUCCGAGAAUCAACCGGAUCUCUAUUGUCAACGAGAUCAAGCAUUGAUCGGCUUGACAUGUGUAUGGCCUAAUUCCAUGUUUUGGCUUGAUGGAUCACCAUUUGAUUACGAUCAAACACAAGGACAAUGCAAUGACGCCUAUGCGAUAAUCAAUGACAGUCGCUGUGGCUCGACCGUCGAUACGUGGGAGAAUUGGACCGAUUCCACGCAAUUUACCCGCUAUAUUUGCAAGAAAAGAGACCCAAGAACAGCUUCCGAGCAAACUCAACUGAAAUCUAAGAGAAUU
Molecule: messenger RNA, 1029 nt
Organism: Mesorhabditis belari
Lineage: Eukaryota; Metazoa; Nematoda; Chromadorea; Rhabditida; Rhabditidae
Source: the annotation of a GenBank genome assembly